AUGGCGUCUGCUGAUCUGAGACAGGAGCUGCACUGUUCCAUCUGCCUGAGCAUUUAUACAGAUCCUGUAACCCUGAGAUGUGGCCACAACUUCUGCCGGGUCUGUAUUGAUCGUGUGCUGGAUACACAGGAGGGGUGUGGAGUUUAUACCUGUCCUGAAUGCAGAGCAGAGUGUCAGGAGCGUCCUGCACUGAUACGGAACAUUCCUCUGUGUAACAUACUGGGGAGUUUCCUGUCUACUCGGCCAGAUCAGGAGGAGACUGGGAUCUUCUGCACUUACUGUAUUCACUCUCCUGUACCUGUUGCUAAAUCCUGUCUGCAUUGUGAGGCUCAUCUGUGUGAUAAUCACCUGAGAGUACACAGCAAGUCAGUAGAACACGUCUUCUGUGAUCCCACCACAGCCCUGGAGAACAGGAAAUGCUCCGUCCAUAAGGAGCUCUUCAAAUAUUAUUGCACUAAGGACGCUGCCUGUAUCUGUGUGUCCUGCUGUCUGAUCGGGAAACACAGAGGACAUCAGAUGGAGUCACUGGAUGAGGCCUCUGAGAAGAAGAAGAAGAAGCUGAGAAAUGUUCUGCAGAAACUGACCACAAAGAGAGCGGACACUGAGAAGAGAGUGCGGAGCCUGCAGGAGCGCAGGAGAGAAGAUCAGGGAACAGCAGCGGGUGUAACAGAGACAGUCACUGCCCUGUUUAGAGACAUCAGGAGACAGCUGGAAGACCUGGAGAGGAGAGUCCUGAGUGAGAUCUCCAGGCAGGAACAGCGCGUUUCACUCUCAGUCUCUGAUCUGAUCGGGCAGCUGGAAAUAAAGAAGGACGAGCUGUCCGGGAAGAUGCGUCACAUUGAGGAGCUGUGUAACAUGUCUGACCCAGUGACUGUCUUACAGGAACCAGACACAGGGAACUUGUGUUAUACUGAGGACACAGAGAGACAUGAUAACCAGGUCCGUGGUGCAGGAGAUCUGGAUGUGGGUCUCAUCUCAGGGAAAUUACAUAUAUUAUCGGAUAUAAUAACAGGGAUAAAUAGAGGGAUCUAUGUGCAGCAACCUACAGACAUAUUACUGGAUGUAACCACAGCUGCUAAUAAUAUACAGAUAUCAGGUGACAGGAAAACUGCAUCCAGGUCAGAUAUAAACCAGAACCGUCCAGUAACACCAGAGAGAUUUCAGUAUAAUCAGACCCAGAAGGAUCAGCUACGCAUAAGCUAAAUCCAGGAGAUUGGGUCUAUUUAAAGAGACAUGUGAGAAAGACCUUUGAACCAAGAUAUGAUGGUCCAUAUCAAGUGCUGCUAACCAUGUCUACCUUAAAUUAAGGUGAAAGGUCGUGACAUUUGGAUACACGCCUCGCACUCGAAGAAGUUGACAGUGACUCUCCAGCCAGAAGAAUGAAGUCGCUUAUCCUUUGGUUGUUGUUAGGGGUAAUCCCCAUGGUUUGGGCUAUAAGUUCAGGGGACUGGUUUACUGAAAGGGAGUGCCAUAAUGAUGGAACUUUCAAUAAGGGAGAACCAAAUUCCUGCUGGUGGAACUUUGAUGACCAGCGGUGGAAUUACUAUAAUCUAACUGUACAACCCUCUGUCUAUUUUUACUUUUAUAAAAAAGGUGGAGUUCUCAACUACAAGACACCAAAAAACAUGUCAGAAAAAGCUGUAAAGAGGUGGAGAGCAUGUAAAGCUCUUAAGAUUAUUAUAAAUGAGGGAAAAAUGUAUAAAAAAAGAAUUGGUGCAGAAAUACAUCUUUUUCUAUUGCCCAGUAAACGCACCACAUUUACACUGUCCCGUGGUACCAGAAUGAAAAUGAAAUGCUGUGAAGAGCCAUUCACUAACCCAAUAAGAAAUAAGGGGGUUGUUCAAGCUAUAUCGAGAUGUAUAAAUGGCUCUAAGGAACUACCUUUUAAUGCUGAAUUGUCCGCGCAGGACUACUCAAGCACAGUGAUUGUAUGUACUAACACAUCCAGUUUUCCUGGUAAUGCUACAGGACAUAGAUCAAAAUUUUAUAUUUUGCAGAAUAAGCCAGAAAUAAGAAAUGAAACUUUGAUUAAAAUACCAGCAACCUGUCAGAAAGUGGGUAUAAAGCAAUUUAGGAUACUACAUCAAUUUAAUAUUUCAUUCCCCAAAGGCCCUAAGUGUAACCGGAUAAAAAGAGAAUGGUAUGAUAUCCUGUUGGGAGGGGCAGGAACAACCAUGGGAGCACUAAAUUCCAUAGACAUAGAAACACUGACUAACAAAAUGAGUGAUGCAGGCAGUGAUAUGGAAGGAGUGGUUCACAUGCAGGCAAAAUGGAUGCCCACUGUCUUUAAUCCGAUUUUAAAGGUCAUCAAUUGGGAUCAUUCUUUUCUAACCUUGGUCAACAGUUCUUUUAUGAACACGUUAAAACUGACCAAAAACAUCUCUAGUAUGUUCAAGUGGACAGAGUGCUCCAUAAGAACUGUGUAUCAGGAGCAACAGAAAAAUCUAGCCCAGACCCAGUUAAUGACUGGGAACAUACCAGUUUAUAGAAAAAUGUUUAAUAUAGCAUAUGAAUUAUGGGUUAGGCUAUAUGGACAUGAGGUUUAUUGCACAGACAGGUGGUGUUGGGGCCAAAUAGAAACCUACAACAUAACAAAGCCUAAGAUCAUGUGUAAAUACUUCAUUUUAGCAGUACUCUUCACCACAAAAGCAGGUAACUCAGAUUUAUGGACACCUCAGUUCAGAGGGCAGUAUAUUGAUCCAGACAACAAAACUCAUGACCUAUCCCUAUGCACUAGCACUGAUAAUGGCCUGGCAUGUCCUCAUACUACAUACAUACCAGAAUCAUGUCAGCUUAAGAACCCUACUAGUGUUUGUAAUUGGGAGUUGCAUGAUCCAAAAGAUGACAUCUUCAUAGAAGUGGCACCACAAAUAGUUUGUAUGAUUACAUAUGACAAACAGAUCAGUCAGCUAUAUCAGCUACCAAACCCUUUUUCAGGAUGCCUGUUCAAUGUAACUCAUUUAAUAUGGAAAAAUCAGACCAUUGUUUUCUAUAAGGAUCAAACUGACUACCUAGAUCAGGCUUUUAAGCCAUUAACUCUGUCCCCCCAUAACAUAACUGUAAGCAUACAGGAUAUCAUUAACAUAAUCAACAAUACAGAAAAAUUGGAAGAGCACCUAAGGAAAGUUAAUUACUCUACAAGGCAUGCACAAAUGCAAACAAUAAUAGAGGCUGGGGAAUUAAAACACAUGGCCACACAGCUAAAAAACAAUCUACAGCAUCACUGGUGGGAUAUUUUCACAGGAAAAUCCCCAUCGGUUACAGGAUUAAUGAAAACUGUCCUACACCCACUACUAGCAAUGGUCAUAAUAUUAAUAGGGCUGGUUGCUUGGAAUUGUUAUCUUUCCUGCAAAUUCCGGAAACAUGUAAAAAAAAUGGACGCGAUCAGGAAUGCCCAAAAGAUUCUUCUGUAACAUAGGGAGAAAAAGUAGAAUCAAAAAGAGGGGAAAUGGUGGUGUAAAGGCUUUCUUAGUAUAAGCAAAUAUAUAUAUAUAUAUUGAUUCAAGCUUUUUCACAUUAACUAAGAUAUUUACUGCUCCUCACUAAUAUAGGUUCGUGUUUCCUUAAAAGCUUCACAGAUAUAUUAUAAGCAACAUUGUAUUUCAAAGCAUGAAUUACUCAUUGUUAUAACGCCAGAUGUAUCCAAGGCCAGUCAAGCAUAUCGCCAAAAGUUCUGAACAUCGAGGAGGAUUUUGACCUGUCCUGACCUCCAGAAAGGAUGUUCCGGGAAAGCUGAUAAUCGCAAAGCAAUAAAUAUAUUUUAAUUGCAAAUUAUAAUCUUGUUUGACAAAUGACGUGUUUCAGUUUUCCAGACAUACAUGGUGUAUUCUGAUUGGCUAAUUGUAUUGGCACACAUGAAUCCUUUGUUCUUUCACUAUAAAAUAAAGCUUAUAUGGCCCCUAAGACAGAUCAACUAUGAACUGCUUAGGUUACACAAUGA
Pseudophryne corroboree (corroboree frog) is the source of this 3940-nucleotide messenger RNA. Its product is annotated as E3 ubiquitin/ISG15 ligase TRIM25-like. Lineage: Eukaryota; Metazoa; Chordata; Amphibia; Anura; Myobatrachidae. The transcript has 2 exons. The coding region runs from base 1 to 1203 and encodes 400 amino acids. The record is from RefSeq and is a predicted model, not a curated record. Gene Ontology annotation, molecular function: zinc ion binding.